This is a messenger RNA of Gaeumannomyces tritici R3-111a-1, 486 nucleotides long. RefSeq lists its product as hypothetical. The record is from RefSeq and is a predicted model, not a curated record. Lineage: Eukaryota; Fungi; Ascomycota; Sordariomycetes; Magnaporthales; Magnaporthaceae. The transcript has 2 exons. The coding region runs from base 1 to 486 and encodes 161 amino acids.
AUGCGGCGAGGCGAGGCGGAUGGGCGCAAGAGCGCUGGGGCGUUUAGACGGACGAGUCCAAACUGCGCAGCAGGAAAUGUGGGCGCACACGCUCUCGUGGGCGCGCGCGCCGCAACUCACACCACGCCGGCCACCAGCUCCGGAAGUUGCUUCGGCGCAUCAAAGAUUCGUGGGGUAGAGGAGGCGCAACAACAUGGCAGUGGGCGGUGGCUUGGAGAGGCGAGCAAGGCUAGCGUGCUGGGGAGCAAGCCCGAGGCAGUCUGGCGUGUCGAGGGCGGCACGGGGUGUGUGGUGUGGUGCGGUGCGGUGCGUGGUGCAUGUGUGGACGCUGGUGGGCAGAAAACCGAGGCGCAGGGAGAUAAGCAAUUGGUGCCGAGAUCUGUCACCAGGCCAUCAACGAAAGAUGCGGCCGAGCAAAUCAACGGCGCCGGGCGCAUCAACUCCCACCCCAGCAGGCCAAGGCGCAAGCCUAGCACGGUUCGGUAG